AUGCUGCCAGUUCUCGCGAUUUCGGUGUUCUGCAUCGUGACAUGGACAGCCGCGCUGAACGACCCGUCGCCAGAUUUACCCAGGUUCGGCAGACCGUUGAACAACCUGACGGUCUCGGUGGGUCGCGUGGCCAUUUUCACCUGCAUCGUGGAAAACCUUGGCCCGUACAAGGUGGCGUGGUUACGCGUGGAUACACAGACGAUCCUCACGAUCGCCACUCACGUGAUCACGAAGAAUGAUCGAAUCGCCGUGACACAUAGCGGUCAUCGUACAUGGUCCCUUCACAUCAAAGACACCAAAGAGUCAGACGGGGGAUGGUACAUGUGCCAAGUGAACACCGACCCAAUGUCCAGCAACACUGGCUACCUCGAAGUAGUUGUACCCCCGGAUAUCCUGGACUACCCUACCAGCACGGACAUGGUGGUGCGAGAGGGGAGCAACGUGACGUUACGGUGCGCAGCGACCGGUACCCCGGAACCGACAGUCACGUGGCGCCGUGAAGCCGGAGGCACAAUCACCCUGUCGAACUGGCACGAGGUGGCGAGCAUUCAGGGCCCGGAGUUAGAAAUAACACGUGUCACGCGCGUCCACAUGGGACCGUACCUUUGCAUAGCUUCGAAUGGAGUGCCGCCAACAGUCAGCAAGCGGAUCGUUCUCAUUGUUCACUUUCAACCGAUGGUUUGGGUUGAAAACCAGUUAGUGGGCGCUUAUGAGGGCCAGGCACUUACAUUGGAGUGUCGCAGUGAAGCUUACCCAAGACCGAUCACUUAUUGGACGAGGCCAUCGAACGAGACGAUCACAAACGAUAACAACUAUAAGGUCGAGACAAUACCGAGUGGAUACGAGAUAAUGAUGAGGCUCACCAUAAAGUCCGUACGACCUCAGGACUUUGGAUCAUUCCGAUGCCUGGCGACCAAUUCACUGGGCGAAACUGACGGGAAAAUAAAACUUUAUAAGAUCGAUCGUCCGCCGACGACGCGUAGGCCCGGCACGCGGCGUGAAUCGAAGAAAGCCUGGAAGAUCGAUCACAGCCACGAAAGGAAGACAGCUGGUAUGAAGGACGAGCCGAUGCCGAAGAGUCUGGACACCGAGGACGAGCAGAUCGAUUUCCAGUCGGCGACAGCCUCGUCGCUAUUCGAUCGUCAUUUGCUCGCUAAUCUGGGCAUCACCGCGGUCACCGUUAUCCUUGCCGGUCUGUCGACGUAG
Messenger RNA from Dufourea novaeangliae, 1206 nucleotides. RefSeq names its product neurotrimin-like. The record is from RefSeq and is a predicted model, not a curated record. Gene Ontology annotation, cellular component: neuron projection. The transcript has 8 exons. The coding region runs from base 1 to 1206 and encodes 401 amino acids. NCBI's taxonomy places the organism in Eukaryota, Metazoa, Arthropoda, Insecta, Hymenoptera, Halictidae.